AUGUUGCGGACGGCGCAUCGAGCGAUACGCCCUCAGGCUUCAUCAAGCUAUCUUUUUCGCCAAUGUCGAGCCAUACAGAUCAGCGCCGCGCCGACGAGUGAGGCCCCUCGUGUUGGUGGCGAUGCUUUCGGUUCAUCAAGAGAUGCUGCUGAUGCUCGGUUUGAGGUCCUUGGCUCUCCAUACUCGCUUUUAUCAGUAACACUCUCGGCAUCUCAAAAGCUUUACACGAGGAGGGGCACACUCGUAGCUGUUGCCGGCAAGCCUGAAAAUGCCCAAUCUACACUAUCAGUCCUGAACCCUCUGGGCCGAGCGCCAUUCGGUGUUCCCUUCCUCUACCAACGCAUCACAGCUUCCUCACCCAUUACCGCCCUAAUUUCGACGAAGAGCCCGACGACCACCUUUACUGUUCUGCACCUUGAUGGCACAACCGAUUGGAUGAUUUCACAACGAAAUGCAUUGUUGGCUUGGACGGGACAUACGCUCAGCCUAUCCUCGCGGAUUCAGCAGGGACUUUCACUUGCGAACUGGGGCAGCACACAUGUAACCGGCAGGGGACUGGCAGCACUCUCAGCACCGGGUCAGAUCUACCAGCUGACUCUGGACGAAGGCGAGGAAUUCGUCGCCCAUCCAGGCAGCGUAGUUGCAUACUCUAUUUCACGAACCCCCCCACGACCAUUCCGGUUCAAGAGUUCGAGCUUUAGCUUGCAAAUCCCCUCGCUGAGUAAUUGGUUCGUCGAUUUGGAAUAUGUGAAGAAAGUGCGCGAGACAAGCGCAUACCAGUACAUCUCGCGUGUGCUCUUCAGUCUGCGAACCAUGCUGCGGAGGACGAUCUGGGGUGAUCGGCUAUUCCUGCAAUUCAAGGGACCAAGCACGAUUUUCCUGUCCAGCCGUGGUGUCCGUGUUUCCGACGUCUUGACGAACCGGGAUGUGAAUGAAAUCGCAGAUGCACCGGCAGGCGAUGUUUCCAAGGUUGUUCAACUGGCAAGCAAGGCCAAGCUACCACCUGUUCAAGCCACUGAGGCACCCAAGACCGAGCAGGCCCCCAGUGCCAUUCAUGUGGCUAUUGUUCAAAAAGACGGAAAGGUUACGUUUGAGGACAAGAAGGAUCUAAAAGAAUUUGUGCAAUAG
Clonostachys byssicola is the source of this 1128-nucleotide messenger RNA. The record is from the annotation of a GenBank genome assembly. Lineage: Eukaryota; Fungi; Ascomycota; Sordariomycetes; Hypocreales; Bionectriaceae.